Messenger RNA from Meleagris gallopavo (turkey), 1524 nucleotides. Lineage: Eukaryota; Metazoa; Chordata; Aves; Galliformes; Phasianidae. The record is from RefSeq and is a predicted model, not a curated record.
AUGUAGGAAAUCUCUCCAAAGGAUCAGAAGAAUCUAGCGGAUUAUCUCUAGAUAAUUUCUCAAAGUUCUCUGUUUGGGUUUCAUUUUUUGAGAUUUACAAUGAAUGUUUUUAUGAUUUACUGGCUCCUAUGUCAGAUGACAAGAAAAAAAAGACCCUUCGCCUUGCUCCAGACAUCAAGGGAUAUUCUUACGUAAAAGGUCUGCAGUGGGUUCAGGUCUCUGAUUCUAAAGAAGCUUUUAGACUUUUUAAACUGGGACAGAAACACCGGAGUUUUGCAAGCACAAAGCUAAAUACUUGCUCCAGCCGAAGCCACAGUAUAUUUACAAUCAAGUUACUAAAAAUUGAAGACCUUGAAAUGCCACGAGUGACACGAGUCAAUGAAUUAUCGCUGUGUGACCUUGCUGGUUCAGAAAGGUAUACCAAGACGCGCAAUGAAGGUGAUAGACUGAAAGAGAGUGGAAAUAUCAAUACGUCUCUCCUGACUCUAAGCAAGUGUAUUAGUGCACUCAAGAUCAGUCAGCAGUCAAAGGUGCAGCAGCACAUACCGUUUCGGGAGAGUAAGUUGACGCACUUUCUUCAGGGAUUCUUCAGUGGAAAAGGGAAGAUACACAUGUUAGUAAACAUCAGCCAGUGUGCUUCAGCCUGUGAUGAAACAUUCAAUGUGCUAAGGUUCUCAGCUAUUGCACAAAAAGUUAUAGUUUCGGAUGCAUCUGUUCCUCCUCGUGAUGAGUCAUUUGGCCAGAACUCAGCAAGUGGGUCAUCAAUGCCUUGUUGCUCUAAAAUGACCAUCCCAAGGAGAAGCGCUGGUUUUCUGUGGGACCGAACCCUAGAAGAUGUAGUGGAAGAUGAUGACUAUGAGAUGGAGCAAGAACAUAAUAAGUCAGGAGAAGAAACAGUGCUGAAAUACGAAGAAAAUGAAGUCCUGAUAGGAAAAGAAGAAUAUUCAGCACUGCUGAAUCUUGUAGAAGACCUGAAGAACAAACUUAUUGCUGAGAAGAAGGACAAGUUACUGCUGGAACUGAAAAUUCGUGAUGAAGUGGCCCAAGAAUUUACCCGAUAUUUUGCUGAGCAGGAAACGGAGUUCAAAGAACGCCUUUCCCAUGAACGGGAACGGCUUGAAGAAAAUUCUGAAAAGCGCCUUGAAAUUUUCAAGGAACUUGUAAGUGGUUAUGCUAACAACCCAGAGGAAGAGAGAUUAAGCAAUCUGCCUUGCAGCGAACAAGCUGAACCCCUGAAUGAUGUCAUGGAUAUUAAAAAGCAAGCUGAGGCAGCACAUAGCUACAUUGCAUCCCUAGAGGAUCCGCAGGAAGCUAUUGGUCGGCUUGAGAAGCAGCUGGAAAAAACUAGCUUUGAACUAAUGAAGACCAAAGAAGAGCUGACAGAGAAAAACACCAAACUGCUGAAAACUGAGGAAGAGCUGAGACAGAGGAACAAAGGUGAGUUGUGUGAUGUGACGGGUAGAAGAAAGAAACAGUUCACUAAUCUGAAGUAGAAAUAACCAGUUUGAGCUGGAAGUAGAGGAG